Messenger RNA from Scophthalmus maximus (turbot), 3869 nucleotides. RefSeq names its product CAP-Gly domain-containing linker protein 4. Bases 107 to 2296 code for a protein of 729 amino acids. NCBI's taxonomy places the organism in Eukaryota, Metazoa, Chordata, Actinopteri, Pleuronectiformes, Scophthalmidae. Gene Ontology annotation, biological process: cytoplasmic microtubule organization. The transcript is spliced from 15 exons. The record is from RefSeq and is a predicted model, not a curated record. Gene Ontology annotation, cellular component: cytoplasm; nucleus; microtubule plus-end. Gene Ontology annotation, molecular function: microtubule plus-end binding.
GGAGGGGAUAUUCUAUGUGCUUGGCAGUUAUUGUGGGAAACAGCUUGGAUAGACUUUCUGCUGGACCCAGUCUGUGUCUCUUGACUUGACUGACUGUUGAGCUCUCAUGGAGAUCAACACGAAAGAGGAUAAAGAAGAAGAUGACACUCCAGGCCCUGAGGGGGUGAUGACAAAGGAGGAUGUUUCAGAGCCUGUCGAGGGGGACACAGUGCUGGGCUGCAACACCAGACUCUCUUCCCAGCGGCCUGUUAUCCACCAGGUGGCCUCUGCACCCAUGCCCAGUGAAUACGAGUUCUCCUUCUUUGACCCCAAUGAGCUGCAGUGCAGGGAAGUUCUUCUGGAUCCCAGCACCACAAUACCAGAGCUGUUCGCUGUCCUCAGGCAGUGGGUGCCCCAGGUCCAGAAGAAUAUCCACCUCAUCGGCAAUGAGAUCCUAAAGCGAGGCUGUGGUGUGAAUGACCGAGACGGACUGACGGAUAUGAGCCUUCUGCACUACUGCUGCAAGGCUGGAGCUCCAGGCAUUGGUGAUGCAGACACAGCAGCCAGCUUUGCCCGCCAGCUCCUGAGCCUAGGUGCUGAUCCUAACCUUCGCUCACGCUGGACUAACAUGAGGGCCCUCCACUACGCUGCCUAUUUCGAUGUGCCCCAGCUUAUCCGGGUGGUGUUGCAGGCCUCCCAGCCUGGAGAGGUAGAUGCCACCUGCAGUGACUUUGAUUUUGGCACUGCCCUGCAUAUUGCUGCAUCCAACCUGUGCACAUCAGCUGUCAAAUGUCUCUUGGAGCUCGGAGCCAACCCUGCUUUCAGAAAUGAAACAGGUCAAUGCCCGGCAGACGUGGUACCUGACCCUCUUGACAUGGCCGUGGAGAUGGCAGAUUCAGCUGCUGUGGCCAAAGAGCUCCGAUCUUUGCUGAGGCAGGCUUUACCCAGACCCUGCUCCCCCCUGCCCCUCACUCUGCAUGCCCAGUCCCCCCCUGCCCUCUCUGAUAAGGCCAGGAUACAACUUGCCGCCAUGGGAAUCCGUUUAGGUGACCGUGUGGUGAUUGCUGGACAGAAGGUUGGAACCCUACGUUUCUGCGGCAGCACCGAGUUCUCAGGCGGCCUCUGGGCUGGAGUGGAGCUAGACAAACCAGAGGGGAAGAACGACGGCUCUGUAGCAGGGGUUCAGUAUUUCACCUGCCUUAUCAAACAUGGAAUUUUUGCUCCCCUUUCCAAGAUAAGCAAACCAUCGGAAAGACCGAAAUCCAGCACCACGAAGACGUCUACUCCCAUACGCCCCCCUCGUCGCAUUGACCUGUCCCGCAUCACCUCCAAGAUAAACACAGGUGUUCUCUCUCGCUCUCUUUCCUCUUCAUCCUCUUCACUGGACUCUCGGCACGGGCCAGGAGUCCGACCUCGACCACUGCCAAGGCAUCGCCUUCCUGCUAAUCAGAGGAGGGAGCUUGCUUCCCUGAGUCCCAGGACCACGUCCUCACCACCGCUCCGUUCAUUUUCUGGCACCACUGUGCUUCCUGCUGCAGGUGUACGAAGCCGCACCCCCUCAGCUGGAAGCUCUGUGUGUGAGGGCCCUGAGGUGCAUCUGGGGGAGAGGGUGCUGGUGGUGGGCCAGAGAACUGGUGUAGUCCAGUUUUAUGGAAAGACCAGCUUUGCUCCAGGACUUUGGUUGGGCAUUGAACUGGACAAGCCAAGUGGUAAGAAUGAUGGGUCAGUUGGAGGAGUGAGGUACUUCAGCUGCCCCCCAAAACACGGCGUCUUUGCUCCUCCCUCUCGUGUUCAAAGGAUCCAUGGGUCCGUCGAUUGCCUCUCGGAGCUCUCGUCCUCACGCCUCAAUCAUCCUCUCGGCGGGCCGAUAUGUCGCAGUUUGAGCACAUCGUUGACAAUCACUACCCCUAAGGAGCCGAGCAGAAGAAGUUCUGUCACCAGGAGUCGUUCCAACCCUCACCGACGGCGCUGGAGCACUCUGAGCGGUAGUAGCGGCGGUGUUCCUACACACGUGGCGGCGGCCAGCCUCCCAGCCUGCUCUGAUGGACAGGUACGCCUCCACGUGGGCAUGCAGGUCCUGCUGAACAGUGCCAACGAGAUGGCGUUCAUCCGUUACCUGGGCACAGCAGACUUUGCCCCGGGCAUUUGGUUAGGUCUGGAGCUCCGAAGCCCCAAAGGCAAGAAUGACGGUUCUGUGGGCGGCCGCCGCUACUUCACCUGUCGACCUGGCCAUGGCGUGCUGGUGCGCCCCAGCCGUGUCACCUACCGCGGCAUCAACGGUUCACACUUGAUGCAUGAAAAUGGCAGAGGAAUGUAGGAAAACAAUUUGUUGGACAGCUUGAGACACGUUCUGAUUGUGUUCCACUACAAACAAAAGCUUAAAGUUUUAACUCCUCAUUCUGCUUCGAAUGGCCCAUUAUUGAUUUUCCUCUGUACAGUCAGAGCUGGUGUGAAUUACAGUAGUAAAACAUCUUACUGCUUGUUCAAAUUUAAAAUACUAGAUUGGAGGAUUGGAGGAGGCAAAUGAAGCACUUUAGAAAGGAAAAGCGAAAGUCCUCUUAGAAUUGGUCUCAGGAGGAUGUCGGUGGGGGGGGUCUUUAAAAGACAAAAAACGCUGCACUACUUUUAAUCUGAUUGCACUGACAAACAUCAACAUGAUGUAAAACAAACUAUGAAAAAUUAUUUCUAAAGCUUUUAUUGCAUCAAGUUGAGGUUAUAUUAUAUAACUUAGGUGGCAAUGUAGCCUCUAACCGUGUGUGUGUGUAUUGAGAGCAUUUUGACACCAGAGAGAUUGAUUGAUUAUUUUCCAGUGUCAUCAUAUAGAUUCCAGAUGAUUGAUGGAAUUUGAGUCCAAACUGGAUUAUCAGUAUAUGAAUCAAUAUGAAUUAAAAAGGAUUUAAUUGACCCUUCAUCAGAAUACAGAGAGAGUCUCCAUGAACCCUCCACAGAUAAAUUACGGUUAUAUUGUGCUUCUUUCUGUUUGUCCCUUUGGCUGUGAUAUCAUCCAGGUACAGUCUUACCUUUAUAGAUAUACUGCCUCGAGUUGGGAACACAUUUGGCAAUUAAAGCCAGAUUAUGAACCUGAUUUGCCCCAAUGACUGAUUUGUGUUGGGUUGAGAGUGAAAACUUGUGCCCUGCUGACUCGCUCUUACAUGAUGUUUUUGACACUUAACCACCUGCAUUUGGAAUUAAUCAUACAAUUGGUGUACUAUGAAAAGAUUUCCGAGGCUGUUCAGCUUGAAAGUCUUCCAGUGUGCCCCACAGCUCUGGUAUUAGACAAACAAAAGCAGUUUACGGCAGGAAAUGUGCAAUCAUCCAGAAGUUUCAAGGACGGCGUUUGCUAUUUGAUAAGAGCCGUGUGGGCAACUCAGCGAAGAACAAGUCAUUGAUUAUGCAUGUGGAACUCAGUUUGCCUGCUAUUCAGUAAAACAUUCAUGUACCACCCAAUUAGGGUGUGUAUCUCCAAUGGCCUUCUGUCAUCGAUCAGUCUGUUCAGCCCCCUGUGAUUGAAAAGCAGUGGUGGUCAAAACCUGGGUAGUCUGAAAUCUCAUCCACAGAAGAAACUGGUGUGUUUUACAGGUGCACUCAGAUUCCUAUUAAAUAUAUCAUAGCAUAUCUGUGGCAAUUGUUCAAAUCUCAUCUGUAGAUAUACUCCGAUAGUUUGCAUCUGUAGUCCCCACUGUAUUACAGCAUGAGUGAUUUCCAAUUCCACUGAUGGUAUGAUGGGUAUGAACGUCUUCCGGCACCGUGUUUGUGUGGGUAAUGGAUUUUUGUUUUCAAUGAAAUUCCUGUAUAUUUGAAGAGUGAGAGGAGGUUUUUGGUCUGAUGCAUUUAUAUGUUGUGGAAAAUUAUUUGUAAAAGAAUAAAAUAAAGAUUCUAUUCUAAUUUGA